Molecule: messenger RNA, 1909 nt
Organism: Leopardus geoffroyi (Geoffroy's cat)
Lineage: Eukaryota; Metazoa; Chordata; Mammalia; Carnivora; Felidae
Gene: FANCF
Product: FA complementation group F
Exons: 1
Coding region: 619-1698 (359 amino acids)
Biological process (GO): interstrand cross-link repair
Cellular component (GO): Fanconi anaemia nuclear complex
Source: RefSeq, a predicted model, not a curated record
UUUUUUUUAACGUUUUAUUUAUUUUUGAGACAGGGAGAGACAGAGCAUGAACAGGGGAGGGUCAGAGAGAGGGAGACACAGAAUCUGAAACAGGCUCCAGGCUCUGAGCUGUCAGCACAGAGCCCGACGCGGGGCUCGAACUCACGGACUGUGAGAUCAUGACCUGAGCCGAAGUCGGCCGCUUAACCGACUGAGCCACCCAGGCGCCCCUCAUUUAAUAUUUAACAGCAUUACCCAAUUGGCAUUACCCAAUAAACGUCAGCACAGACCAUCUCAGGCCAAGCUCAAGAAAUUUCUACUUGGGCUUAUUUCCAAAGUGAAAGAAGCAUGGAGACUCUCGCGACUAACAGUAUCUCGCACGUGACGCAGAGAACUCUGUUUUGAACACCCCACAUUUGCCCCCCCUCCCUCCUUAACUUUAGUGGCAAAAGUAAAACCGCGGGGCCUUUUCUCCAGUUUAAAUUUCCCAGGGUCAAAGUACCCGGAUGAACGUCCUUGUCAUAGCGACAGGGACUUUAUCCAAUAGCAUUGUAGAGAGGCGUAUCCUUACACAGACGCUCCAAUCGGCACGCAGAGAGUCGGCGUCUCCAAGGUGAACGCGGAAGUAAGCACGCCCCCAUGGAAUCGCUCCUGGAGCACUUUGAGCGCUUCUCCGAGGUGCUGGCGGUCUCCCGCACGACCCACGUCAGGACCUGGGACCCCGCGACAGUGCGCAGGUCCUUGCAGUGGGCUCGCUACCUGCGCCACGUCCAUAGGCGCUUUGGACGCCAUGUCCGCAUUCGCAUGGCUCUGGAACGGCGGUUGCAAAACCAGUGGAGACUGGAGGGCGGCUCUGGGUCCUCUCCAGUCCCCGGGUUGACAAACUUCCAGGCCUUGGAGCGCUGUGACCUCCUACUGUCUCUGCGCCUGCUAGAGAACCGGGCCCUGGGGGAUGCCGCCUAUCAUUACCUGCUGCAGGAGCUCUUCCCGGGCCCUGGCGUCCCGGACGCCGACCCGGAGACGCUCCAAGGCAGCCUGGCCCGCCUCGCCCGCCGCCGAUCCGCUGUCCACUUGCUGCGCCUCAGCGGCUACGGAGAGAACUCGGUGCUUGAGGAGGACUCAGUGCUGAAGACCCAGGCGGAGCUGCUGCUGGCGCGUCUGCGAGAGGUGCCGAAGGCCGAAGCCGAGGGCCCUAGCCGGUUUCUCAGCAUCCUGUGGGAGCGCUUGCCUCAGAACAACUUUCUGAAGGUGAUAGCGGCCGCGCUGUUGCUCCCCCCGUCGUCUCCCCGGCCCCAGGAAGAGGAGCUGGAACCUGGAACCCCCAAAACACUCGCAGACGGGGAUCAGGAGCUGGUCCGUUGGCUUUUGACGAAGUCGGAUGUCAUGGCCGCCUUUUGCCGUAACCUCCCAGCCGGGCUUUUAACUUCGGUGGCAGGCCGCCACCCAGAGCUCUCCCGGGUCUAUCUGGGUCUGCUCGCAGACUGGGCCCGACAUCUGCGCUACGACCUUCAGAAAGGCAUUUGGAUUGGAACUGAGUCCCAACAUGUGCCCUGGGAGGAGUUGUAUGGCAAAUUUCAAAGCCUCUGUCAGGCCCCCCCACCUCUGAAAGAUGACGUUCUAGCUGCCCUGGAGUCCUGUAAGGCGAAGGAUGGAGAUUUUCAAGUCCGUGGUCUCAGCAUCUGGACAGACCUGUUGUUAGCUCUUGGGUGUGGGUCAUGAUAUUGCACUUAGGAAAAAAGAAGUUUUAGGUCUCAGACCGGGCCCCAGUUCACUUUGGGCCAUGUUUUGUUAUUACCUGAAUGUAUGGUUUACCAAAUUAAAAUUCCAGUGCUUGCACCAGAUCUGUACUUCCAUGUGUCCAAAAUAGUAUUUUAGGUGCUAAUUUGUAAUAGACGGAAUUGUAAUUUACAAGUACAAUUGUGCAAAGUAA